AUGGAACCUCUAGUCCCGUUCCAACAAUACGGAAUACCAGCGGUUCCAGAGGUGCCCGUUCCAAUCUCACCAUUUGCGUCAGCCAUAGUACCGGCUACUCAAUUCCUUCCUGAGUUGCCUCCAUUCCAAGUAAUCGUACCUGAACCUUUGCCAAUUGGCCAUAUUCCGGCUGAUACCUACGGUCCGCCAAUCGUCCAUGAGGCUCCAAUUGUGCCUGCACCAUUUGUGCAUACCGAAGUCUUGCCAACUGUUUCUGUCCCAGCUCCUGUAGAAGUGCCAACCAUAGUUUACGGCCCACCGGAAUUGCCAGUCGUUCAUAGCGAAGUUCUCUCAUCUGGUCCAUACCCAGCGACCGUGGUCAAUGCUCCAUACAUCCCAACAGUUGUUGUUCCAGAAUUACCAACUCCAGUUUAUGGCCCACCAAUUGUUUCCAUUCCAGAAAAAGUUGUCAACGCCCCUUAUCCAGCAGCCCUUAAAAUUGCCACCCACUACGGUGAUCCCGUUUUGAAAGUUUUCCAAGUCUUCAAGAAAUAA
Messenger RNA from Sitodiplosis mosellana (orange wheat blossom midge), 534 nucleotides. RefSeq lists its product as uncharacterized. The transcript has 7 exons. Lineage: Eukaryota; Metazoa; Arthropoda; Insecta; Diptera; Cecidomyiidae. The record is from RefSeq and is a predicted model, not a curated record. Bases 1 to 534 code for a protein of 177 amino acids.